Molecule: messenger RNA, 5959 nt
Organism: Choloepus didactylus (southern two-toed sloth)
Lineage: Eukaryota; Metazoa; Chordata; Mammalia; Pilosa; Megalonychidae
Product: zinc finger X-linked protein ZXDB-like
Exons: 1
Coding region: 42-2429 (795 amino acids)
Biological process (GO): regulation of transcription by RNA polymerase II
Cellular component (GO): nucleus
Molecular function (GO): transcription coregulator activity
Source: RefSeq, a predicted model, not a curated record
CUCGGCUGCGGUGGUUUCCGGGGUGCCUCAAGGACGCGGAGAUGGAAAUCCCGAGGCUGCUCCCGACCCGCGGGCUACUGCAGGGCGGCGGCGGAGGCGGCGGCGGCGGCCCUGCGGGUAGCCGGGUCCACGGAAGGCCCUACUCGCCAGCCUGCCAGGUCCCCGCGUGCAGCCUAUUGCUGCUCCGGGGUCCCCAAGAUGGCGGGCCCGGGCGGCGGCGCGAGGAGGCCAGCGCGGUCUCACGGGGCUGGUGCCGGAACCCGCAGGCGCUGAGGCCGGAUCAGGCCCGCAGCGGCGACGACUUCUUCCUGGUGCUGCUGGACCCGGUGGGUGGCGACGUGGAGACCGCGGGUGCGGGCCAGGCCGUUGGGCCUGUAUGGAGGGAGGAGGCGGAGCCCAAACCUGGGCUCCAGGGGAGCAAGCCCGGCGCAAAUGCCGCGGACCGUCCUGCCCUGGGCUCCCGCUGCCUGUCCGCGGUCCCCGACCUUGCCCCGGCCCAGAUCACCGGCCCGGGCCCCGCCGCGGCCUUCGCGGGCACCAUCACCAUCCACAACCAGGAUCUGCUCUUGAGCUUCCAGAAUGGUGUCCUCAGCCUGGCCACUCCCCCACCUCCCGCCUGGGAACCCGGGGUCGCGCCCACUCAGCAAGCCGGAGCUCUGAUCGUCCCCCAGGCGGGGGUCCUUCAUGCCGCCCAGCCGGGCGAAUGCCCCGCGCUGCCGCCGGAACUCCUGCUGGACGAGAGGGCGGAGCCCACGCUCGCCCAGGCAUCCAAGGAUGAGGAGGAGGGCCGAGCCGCCACGGAGGGCCCGUGUGGACCCUUGGGCCCAGGCCCAAGCCUGGAGCUGUACGUGUGCCCGGAGGCACAGUGCGGGCAGACCUUCUCCAAGAAGCAUCAGCUGAAGGUGCACCUGCUGACGCACAGCAGCAUCCAGGGCCAAAGGCCCUUCAGGUGCUCCCUGGGUGGCUGUGGCUGGACCUUCACCACCUCCUACAAGCUCAAGCGGCAUCUGCAGUCGCACGAUAAACUGCGGCCGUUCGGCUGCCCAGCAGAGGGCUGUGGAAAGAGUUUCACCACUGUGUACAACCUCAAGGCGCACAUGAAGGGCCAUGAGCAGGAGAACUCAUUUAAGUGUGAGGUGUGCGAAGAGAGCUUCCCCACUCAAGCCAAACUCAGCGCUCACCAGCGCAGUCACUUCGAGCCAGAGAGGCCCUACCAGUGCGCAUUUUCGGGCUGCAAGAAGACGUUUAUCACAGUGAGUGCCCUGUUUUCCCAUAAUCGCGCCCAUUUCAGGGAACAGGAACUCUUUUCCUGUUCCUUUCCUGGCUGCAGCAAACAGUAUGACAAGGCUUGUCGGCUGAAAAUUCACCUGCGGAGCCACACUGGCGAGAGACCUUUCCUUUGUGACUUUGACGGCUGUGGCUGGAACUUCACCAGCAUGUCCAAACUCUUAAGGCACAAAAGGAAACACGACGAUGACCGGAGGUUCACGUGCCCUGUGGAAGGCUGUGGGAAAUCUUUCACGAGGGCCGAGCAUCUCAAAGGGCACAGAAUAACCCACCUGGGCACAAAGCCCUUCGUGUGCCCCGUGGAAGGCUGCUGCUCCAGGUUCUCUGCUCGCAGUAGUCUCUACAUUCACUCCAAAAAACACCUGCAGCAUGUAGGCACUUGGAAAAGCCCUUGCCUGGUCUCCACAUGUAAUAAACUCUUCACAUCCAAGCACAGCAUGAAGACCCACAUGGCCAAAAGGCACAACCUCAGCCAGGGUCUGUUAGCUCAGCUAGAAGCUGAAAAUUCUCUUACACCUAGCAGUGAACUUACCAGCCAGGGACACAGUGAUCUCAGUGAUGCAGACCUAGUGUCUCUCGUCUCAGAUGUGCCUGGCAAUAGUUCUGCUCUAGUGCAGUCAGGAAUCUUGACUAUAGAUGUGGCUUCUGUGAGCUCAACUCUGGCAGGGAAUUUCCCUGCUAAUAAUAAUUCCUUGGUGCAGACUGUGGACCCUCUGGCCUUGAUGACCACCAGUAACCUUCCUCAAGGUCUGGAUACCUCUCUCUUUUUUGGAACAACUGUGGCAGCAGGUUUUCAGCAGACCAAUUUAGAUAUGGAUGAUGUCUCAAUUGUAAGUGCAGGACCACUUGGAUCUCUGGAUUCUUUUUCUAUGAAGAACUCAAGUCAAGAGCCCCAAGCCUUGACCCCCAGCAAUAAGUUAACUGUGGACACAGAUACUCUGACUCCUUCAAGCAGCCUUUGUGACAACAGUGUCUCUGAACUACUGAUGCCAAACAAAACAGAAUGGAAUGCACAUCCUGCUACUGAUUUCUUUGGACAGGAAGAAGAAACCCAGUUUGAGUUCUCCAAUCCAGAAGGAAACCAUAGUUCUCAGAAUGAAGCAGACCUUAUCACAGUGACUGACAGUUCAUUUUUGGUAUGAAAUAACUAACCUUUCAUGGCCAUGUGACUUAACUUCUCUUGCACUCAACUUUGAGUAUAUUCUGUAUUAAAUGUUUAAAUGCAGUCAUUUCUUAUGUUUUUUCAAAAGAACAGAGCCUUGGACUACAAGUUUGGAGAUUUAAAUUUUGGUCUUGAGACUGGAACUGACAAGUUUUGUGACCCUAAGCAAGUCACUUAACCUAUCUGACCCUUAAUUUCCUUACUUACAAAAUGUGAGUGUUUGAAUAGAUUGUUUCCAAAGUCCUUUUCAGCUCUGUGUUGUCAUGAUUUUGUGCUCUUUCUUGAAAAAUUUUUGGCAUGUUACAAUGAUUGUGUUGCAUGUGCUUCUAAUAUGAUGAAAUGCGCUUAGAGAAUUAUUGAUCAUAAAAGGAGAGAUUUGUGCUUAAUUUAACUUUAAACAUUUAAUAAAAUUUUAGAACAUGCUAAAAUCUUUUUAAAAGCUAGUGAAGCACUUAAAAAAUAAGAAAGCUAAAAAUAUGGGUUAGUUCUUACUUGUUUUUCUUUCUAGCCUUUGUUUUUAUGAUUGGAGACUGUAUUUUUGUGGAAAGUGCCAUGGCUUUGAUAUGACCCAGACUCAAAGUGAAAUAUUGGCUUUAUAAUGUUGAGUAAGUGGCCUUAAAGAAGUUAUUUAGUUCCACUAAACCUCAGUUUCCUAGUUGUAAAUGGUCAUGGCAGUGUACACAUAUCUGGUACAUAUUAGACUUCUUUUUCUAUCCCAACAGUUUGUAUUGGAGGGAAAAUGUUUUGUCAUGUUUUCAUGAAUCUUUAUCACCUUUCCUGCCCCUCUAAUUUCCUCCUCCUCAAAGGUGAUAAAUUAGCAUGAUUUAAUAUCAUAUUUGUUCAGGCAAUAAAGGCUUAUGAGGGUUAAGAAGAGGGGAUGUAAUUUCUUCUUUCUACAAAAUAAGGAUUUUUCUCCACACAGUUUUUGCGUGAAUAUUGCCUAUGUGUCUGUUAGACGAGUUUGCUAGCACCUUGGCUCUGCACUCAAAGUCAGGCCAUAGAGUGACUAUGGAGCAUGCUGUUCCAAGAAAAUCGAAUGGAGGAGAGAGAGGUUUUCUCCCAUCUAUUGUCACUGCUUGCCCCCUCUCGGAGUUAGAAUGAGAGGUUUAGUCUGCAUUUUGGGUAGCUACUGUCUGUCUUACAUGAGUAUUUUACACUUUGCCAACAAUCAUGUUUGAUCCUCACAAUCCUGUCAUGUAAUUGUGGCAAAGUCUGAAUUACAACUCCUAUUAAAAUUUGGGUAACUCAUUCCAAAUGAAAUUUAUUUAGUGACUAAUAAUUCUAUGUAUAGUCAAAGAAAGGAGGAAACACUGUAUACUCUUCAUCUCUCCUUUUACACUAUUCUGAGUUACAUUAUUAAUUUUGUUUUAUAAGCUAUGGCUCUGUUUCACCUUGAUUAACAUCUGUUACCUUCAGCCUGCUCACCUUCCUCUCUGCCCUACUCCCUUGCAUGUGGCACACCAGUCCUUGCCAUGCAUCCCCUUUAAUAUACAGGUGUUUUCUGUAGCCAUCAUCUCUCAACCAUUCUACUCAUCGUCCAUUUUCUAGUCACAGUGUUUACUGCAAGUGUGUGAGUGCACUAAGAAAUUAUUUUCUUGAUUUAGAUGACAGUGUAUUUAUUUAUGAAUCAGAUAAUAAUGGGGUCAUUUUAAAAAAGGUUUUAAUGAGAAGUAUAUUUUUUCAGUCAUUUAAAAAAUUUUUCACCAUGUAGUCCUGCUACCAAACACUAUUAAUUUCCCUAAAAUAUUUUAACCCAAUCCUGUUUGCAUGUGGAUGUUUGUGGAUAACAGUUAUUAUAAUGCUUUGGCAGUGCAGUUUAUAAUUUGCUACUUUUAAAUGUAACUGUACAAUCUUUAUAAUUUUUAAAUUGGUCAUAUUAACCCUUUGAAAAGGUAAAAAGAAGGCAUAAAUUUGUAAUUCAAAGAAAUGAUCAGAGUUUCAUUGUAUCUAACCAUUUUAUAGUCCUCCCUCAGCACAUCGGAAAGAUCUGCACUCUUGAAAUCCAUUUUAAACAUGUUUUGUUGUUAAGUCCUUUGAAAUAGAUUAUUCUUUUCCUACAGAUAGAAAUGCAGAGGUCCAAGUUAAAUACACAGGUUAAGAUAUAAAACAAUAAGGAUAUUUUAAAACUCUAUCAUUCUGUUUCUUUAAUCCCUCAGUCCUAAUUCCUUCCAUUAAAAACUAUCAUAAACUAUACUUUUUCUCUACUCUGGAAAUUUCAAAGGAAAAAUUUUACUUCUCUCAAAGGUAAAAAUCUUGUAAUUCUCUGUGGGCUCACAUGGUUUCUUUCAGUCAAUUUGUUCAAGAGAUUUCCAGAAUAAUGGUGAAAAUGUCAUGAAAUUACAGUCAGAACUGUGACCACAAAGCAUAAAAGGUUAUAUUUUUGUUGGUUUUGGCAUAAAUUUGCCAUUGUUCUUUUUAAACAAUGGAGAAUGAUUAAUUUCAUUUCAUUUGCCUUUUGUUCCUCCUCAAUCCUUGGUGUGUUAAAAUUUUGCCAAUUGAAAACACAGUAACAAGAUGCCUUGCAGGAAAAUCUGCUUCUAGCACAUCUGUUGAGUAUGCUCGUCUUGAGUUAAAAUAAAGUAGUAUUGGCAUUUUGUUGUUUCAUUAUAGUUUUGCAUAAUUGAAAGCUUUGAGUAGUAGAAAUGAAAUAUGAGGAUCAUUCUUCUCUGUUGAUUAAAUGCUUCAUGUUCCCAUCCAGGAAAAAUAAGGGAAGUCUUUAGUAUAAUCAGGUAUGUACAACUAUUCCUUGAUUCCAGAUAAAGUGCUGAUUAACCCUCUGCUUGAUAUCAAACAUGCAGUUGAUUUGGUAAUAAUAAGACAUAAUUUAGAUGAAGCUCACUGGAAAUAUGUGAUAAUUGAAAUAUAAAGCUGAGAUGAAAUUUAUGUUUAUACUGCUUUUGAAGAAAAUAUUUGCUUGACAAUAAAAAUUAGCAAGAUGUGUGUUGGGAGUUUAGAGAACUGUGAAAGAAAGGAGCCGACUCUGUCUCUGUGUUCCUGCAAAAGAAAGUUUUAUUCUACUCAUUCCUACAGGUUUUUAUAGCAUACAAGGUAGUCUCCUACGUGACUGUUUUCAGGUAUUUCAGGGAGGGUGCAUUUUUUCUAAAGCCAUAAGGUGUGAUUGCAUGUCUUUGAUCUCAAGGGACAAUCUCUUUGGGGCUAGACGGAAGACAGCAGGAACAGGAGACAGGAGCACGGAAGGAGCCCCGGGACUUUAUCCUUAUCUAAAUUGGUGCCUGUCUUCAGGCACGCAAAGCUUUGGCCUUCUUCCAGCCUGGUGCCUGCCUUCAGGCUCCCAAUGCUUAGGAGGCGGCCCCCCUGUAUAGCCUAUCAAGCCAGGGAAACUUCCAUGUCUCCACAGAGAACAAUUUGUGUAAGUGCUUUGUCAGAACACAAUUACAUAUAAAAAGCAAAAGUGCUCAUUUUAUCUAUUUGUCAAAUCUGAAUUGAUGGUCCUCUGGUAAUAAAUUUUAAGCUAGGUAUCAUAUUGCUUAUUUCAAGUUACUACAGAAA